Messenger RNA from Phymastichus coffea, 7116 nucleotides. RefSeq names its product NBAS subunit of NRZ tethering complex-like. Gene Ontology annotation, biological process: retrograde vesicle-mediated transport, Golgi to endoplasmic reticulum. NCBI's taxonomy places the organism in Eukaryota, Metazoa, Arthropoda, Insecta, Hymenoptera, Eulophidae. Bases 237 to 6848 code for a protein of 2203 amino acids. Gene Ontology annotation, molecular function: SNARE binding. The transcript is spliced from 17 exons. Gene Ontology annotation, cellular component: endoplasmic reticulum membrane; Dsl1/NZR complex. The record is from RefSeq and is a predicted model, not a curated record.
UUAAUGUUAUCGUUGAGAAAUUAACUAAGAUUAAGUAAAUUGUGUCCUUUUAACAAGUUUUUUUGCAAUUUUGUUUGAAUAACUUUUAGUUUUUUAAUAAUGUAAUAGUGUGAACAGCAUUAUAGCAUAGAAAAAUGUUGUUUGAACAUUCAUAACCUAUAAAUAGUAGCACCUUCAAAUAUCAAAUUUGAAUAAUGUAUAUUUGUUAAAUACAUGGUAGAACUUUCGUAUAAAAAAUGACUGAAAACACAAAUAAUUCAUCCAAUAAAUCGAUAUUAUACGAAGUUUUGGAAUAUUUUGUUAAAAAGCAGGAACCAGAGAUAACAAAAUUCAAAAAUGAUUCUGUUGUUCUGCCAACGUCCGGCACAAUCAAAAAUGCCUUACGAUACCUCAACAAUAGAUAUUCUUUGCCGGAAACUAUUUCACAACAAAUCAGUUAUACCUUACCUUGGAAGUUUGCGAUAGGAGAUCAAGGACGAAUUCUUGCUAUACUACAAGAAAAUGUUAUUGAAAUCCGAAAAUCAAAGGAUGAAUAUUCAUCUGCUGUUGGAAAAGCAUCUGUGCCAAAGGAUUCUUUUCCACAAUGGAGAAAAUUAGUCUGGAGCCCUGAUGGUUCAAUUUUAGCACUUGCUUCAAGUAAUGGCUAUAUAUCUUUCUACAAUGCAUUUGGCAAUAAUUUAUUUAACAUUAGUCCAAAGGCAGUGUCUCAAAAUCCACAUAUACUGGAAGCAGGUGAUGCCAUAGCAUCAAUGUUUUUCAAAAAACCUAGAGUCAAAACUGACAAGUGGAAUUAUGAGUUUAUCAGAGUAACAUAUAGUGGAUUACUUAAAUCAUAUUGUAUCUCUGGGAGUGAAUAUGAUGAAAACCAUGAAUUUUCUUUUGGAAACUUUUAUAGACAUGGAGUUAAUUCAGUUGUAUAUAGUGAAAGACACAACUUAUUUUUUGUUGCAGGCAAUAAUGUAAAUCAAAGCUUAACUUGCAUAGCUUCUGGAAUAGGUUUAACUUGUUGGAGGACACUGAACGAUUGUCCAUACUAUAAACUUUCAGUCACAUCUCAAGAUAAUGAUAUAUACAAGGCUAGCUUCUCUAUAUGGCAAUUCAUUCCAAUUGUAAAGAAUAAAACUCAGCCAAUAAUAUUCAAAAUAAGCCUUUCUCCUAAUAAUCAAUUUUUAGUGUGCCUUCAUAUAGAUGGUACAAUUUCCAUAUGGAGUGUACCAGCACUGAAAUUACAUAAACAAUGGAAAUUAAUGGAGCAACCUAAUUAUGAUACUGUAAAUCCAUUAAAAACUAUUAAGUUGAAGAGAUCUAUUACUAAUAUAUCAGAAUUUCAGCCAAUUGAUGUAGGAUGGUGGUCGGAUAAUGCUGUGAUAGUUGCAAGGUACUCGGGUUCAGUUACUGUCUGUUCAGUCAGUCAUUUAGAAAAUUUACUAGGAUGCAGUCCAGAAUUUCUAUACAAUCAUCCUCAAAUAGAAGAAUUAGGUGAUAUAAAAGGUUUUUUAUGCUUAGAUUGUGAAGUAAUUGUGACUAGUAAUAAAAGAACUAGAGAAUCUAAUAAUGAUAAUCAGAUUUCAGAACUGUCAUCUGACAGUGAAAAAGAUGAUGAUGAGUCAAAGCCACUCACAAUUUUGAAUUACACAACAAAUUUAUUACAAAGUGCUUUGUAUUCAAUAACCGAUAUUGAGAAAUUUCAACCAAAACGAAAGAAAUCAAAAGUAUUUCAUAGAACCUACAGACUUCUAGGACUCAAAAGUACAACACCCGAAGAGCUGUAUGCUAGAAAAAUUGAACUAGAAGCAUAUGAUGAAGCAUUAUCACUUGCAAAAACAUACAAUUUAGAUCCUGACUUGGUAUAUCAAACCCAGUGGAGAAAGUCUGAAUUCUCUAUAAAUGAUAUUCAAGAACAUUUGAGUAAAGUGAGCAAAAGAUCAUGGGUACUUAAUGAAUGUGUAUCCAGAGUUCCCGAAACAUUAGAGGCUACACAAGAAUUACUUAAUUUUGGCUUGAUUGGAGCUAACUUGGAAACAUUAGUUGCUAUAGGUUUUGAAGAUAACGGUAAAUUUACUCCUUCAGAUUUGGAUGAUGGCAUUGAAAUGGAUAAAAAAAGCUCUGAAUUAAAACAGAUACAAAAAGUUAAUCAAAUACUUGAAAACAUUUCUAAGGAUAAUUUAAAUGAAUCCCAAAAAGAGUUAAUUAAGUUAAGAAAAAGACUUCUUAAUCAUUUAGAUAAGCUGCAAACCUUUCAAAUUCUUCUGGAGUCACCAACGAAAUUUAAUAAAAAAUUCUAUGAAGAAUUCAGACAACUAUCACCUUUUGAAAAUGCUAUCAAAUUAGCUAAAGAAUGUAAUCAUAGAGGAGUAGAAAUUAUGUUUACAUAUUAUGGGUCAUACUUAAUACCUCAUUGGCUAACAAUCUUGAGCUUUUUUCCUGAGACUUUGAAUCCAGAAAAAUAUCAAAAACUUCUACCACAAUGCGACUCUGAAGGUCGUUUAUUUUUACUAUAUCAACAAGAACUACGACCAAAAGAUUGGGCUGAAAGAAGUGUGUUUUCAGAUAUAAUUGAUAUAGAAGGUGAUACUACAGAACAAAUUUAUGAAAACAGAAGUGCACUUUUGGUAUACAGGAACAAAGAAUAUACACAAGAUUUAUUAAACAAAUGGUACACAGAUCGAGCAUACGAGAUCGAACGUGACAGUCGUUUAGUGGACAAUGCACUAUCUUUGGUGUAUAUUGGAAAAUCUCACAAUAUUAAUCACUUGGAAAAAUUAUUAUUUGAGUUGGAGACUUUAGAUGAUCUCGUGUACAAAGUUGGACUUGAAGAACUUUCAUUAACAAAAGUUGAAAAAAUGAGUGAUUUUGAAAAAAUUAGUCUGUUAAUGAAAAAUUCUGAUGAGAAUAAUUUUGUUGAGAACAUAAAAAGUAUGCUUUUGCCUUACUGUAGACGAAAAAAACGUUAUUUGGGCAACACAUCAGACGAUGAUUUAUUAUAUGAAUAUUUAAUUCGUUUGAGUACAGACAAUCUUUCACUCACUGUUAAAUUUUUUGAGUCUUUAAAAAUGUCUUUAGAUCCUGAAAUAUUAGAUGCUAUAAAAAAUAUAACGACAUUGGCCAUAGACUGUAUUUAUGCAUGCAGUGACAAUGAUAUGUAUUCCAAAGCAAAAGCCAUAUUUGAUGCUACAGUAAUUCACUGUGCUGGAAGAGAGGAUAUUAGUCAAGUAUAUAAAGAUCUAGAAAAAGAAUUAAAAUGUUUACAAAUUCUCAACAAAUAUGAAGUUAAAGUUCCCUUACAUUAUAUCAGAACAAGUAAAAGAAAUACUUUAGAUGCUAAAGAACUAUUUGUACAAUUGAGUGAAAGUUUCAUGAACAUAUACCCCAUGCCUACAGAGAAAAAUUGGUCACAAAUACUCAAUGAUAUGCUUGACAUUCAAGAACACACGUUUACAUGUUUGGAAGUAGAAACUUGCUUUGAAAUUUCAAUGAUAGCAAGAUUAAAAUCCAGAUCAAAAACAGCCAUACAAAGUUGUACUAAUUUAAUGGAAUUAACAAAAACAGGACGCUCUCAUCUCAAAGUGUCAUAUGAAGCAGCAAUUGACUUUAUCAUACAAGCCAGUUCUGAUUAUUUUAAUAAUUCCAAAAGUCUUAUUGAUCCUGACAUGAAUUUGGCUAAAGAAUGUCUUCGUUUAGUACCUGAUGAUAAUGGUCGAAUUAAAGAAGAAUAUGAUCUCAUAGAAUCACUAGAAAUUUUGAAUGAAUUUCACAUUAGUAUUCUACCAUUUCAAGUUAGAAUGACACGUGACAGAAUAAAAUUAAUUGAAGACUGCUUGAAUAGUCGAAAUGAUGCUUACAAAAACAAACAAAAGUUACUAAAUUUGUCAAAAUAUUUGAGAGUUGAAAAUAAAAGUAACCGACUGAGAGAAGGGAAAGUUUUAAACUUGAUAGCAAAAAAGUCAUUUGAGAUGAAAGAUUAUAAUUUUUGUUAUACAGUCAUAAAACAAAUGAUCAAAAUGAAUUACCAAGCAGCAUGGAAUAUAGCAUUGGAUAUGGCUAAUUGUGAUGAAUUCAAUGAUUUAGCAUUUCGUACUCAGUGUAUAUGGUUUGCCAUUCACAAUGGACCUAGUGAUAUGAUAGAAAAGUUUAUGAAACGUGCUAAUUUAUUGAAGGUUCAAAUGUUCAAUGCUGAUUUAGAAAAAUUGAUGCCAUUGGAAAAUGAUCUUUUGUCAGAAGAUAAUAGAGAUGGAGAAGCUGAGAAUAUAAAUAUUUACAAUUCACUGACUACAGAGAGUAAGGAAUUUGUUCCCAAAAUUGUUCAAACAUCAACUGACAUAGUUAAAAGUUCAGCUCAAAUAGUAAAAAAAUCUACAUUUGAUCUGAUAAAAAAUGCAAGCAACACUGAGUUUUGGAAGUCUAAGUUAAACUUUAAUUUUGUGGAAAGUACACUAAAAGAGAUAAAGACAGAUCAGAUUAUAGAAAAGAAAAGUAGGAAGUUUGUUCAAAAAUUUUCUAGUUUUUAUGAAUCGCUACAUGAAAAUUGUGAUAUAAGUAAUUUAGACACACAAUACUCAAAGUAUUCUCAAAUUGAUUACAAUCUUCAACUAAAACUUUGUCAGACCUUAUUACGAAUUUCUUUAUUGAGUGAAAAUGCAUCAUAUGGUAUAGAAGUUAGUGAUGUUAAUCAUUUGCUUAUUCAAUGUGCAGAACACACUCUUACAGAAGACUGUAUUAUGGGGUUGAGUUAUUUAUUACAUUUGGAUGACAACUAUUUCAUGGAUGUAAUAGAUCUAUUCGAGAAUUUGCCUCAAAUAGAGUUGCAUCAACAAAUGUUAGCCUAUUUUUGUUCAAUCAAGUUGUAUUCAAAGAUUCAUCCUCAAUCAUAUAAGGUUUUUUUAUAUGAUCCGAUUGAAUUGAUACAGCACAUGUCAAUGGUAAAAAAUGCCGAAACUGAUAGUGAUAACAAAAAAUUGAAGCAAAGGAUAAAUAUUUUGAUGCAAGCAUUGAAACAAACUCCCAAUGAAAGUUCAGUGCUGAAAGUCGAAACUAGGAAUGUUGAAAGAGUACGUGAAGCAGAAAAACAUUCUAUUAUCAAUAAAGUAAGGAAACCAUUAGAUUAUGCACAAACACAUGAAGAAGUAGCAUGGAAUAAUUGGGGUGAUGAAUGGUCUGAUAAGUCUGAUAAUAUUAGAUGUGAAGAAGACGAAAUUGUAUGUACUUCAAAUAAUGCUUCAGAUAUUACACUAAAGGAUUUCAAUGCAGAUGACUGGGGAAAUGAAUGGAUUGACAUAACCAACGAUAAACCUGCAAAGGAACAGCAAUUACUUGAUUUUAAUAAUUCAUUGAGUGUUAUUGAAAAACAAUUAGAUACAGAUGAUUGGGGUGAUGGUUCAACUAACAUACAUGAAAAUACUAAACACAAAGAAAAGCAGCAGUUACUUAUAUCUGACAUAAGUGAUCAGAAUUUAGGUAUCAUGGAAAAUGAUUUAGAUACAGAUGUCUGGGGUGAAAAAUGGCUUGAAAUACCAGAAAAUGAUAAAGGUGAAGAAAAUCAGCAGAUAUCUGGUAUAAAUAAUUCUGAUAACACAAGAAAUAAUCAAUUUGAAGAGGAACAGCAAGUAUCUGAUUUUAAUAAUUCUUUGAGCAUUUUAGAACAAAAAUUAGAUACAGAUGAGUGGAAUGACAAUUGUACUGGCAUGCCUAACAAUUCUAAAGAUAAAGAAGAGCAGCAAUCAUCUAUAGCUUGCAUAAAUAAUUCUUUGGGUAUAAUUGAUAAAGAUUCAGAUGUAGAUGGUUGGGCUGAUGAAUGGUCUGACACAACAAUAAAUGAUAAAGUUGAAGUGGAACAGCAAUCAUUUGACUUUAAUAAUUCUUUGAGCAUUGCUGGAACGAAUCUAGAUACAGAUGCUUGGAGUAAUGAACUAACUGAAUUACCAAAUGACCCAAGAACAACUAAUAUACAAGAAACUACUAACACAGAAGCAACUGCUAAUAUAGAAGAAACUAUUUACUUAGAAAAAUCUACUAACAUGGGAGAAAUUAUUAAUAUAAAAGAAACUACUAAACUUGAAGAACUUGUACAGACUGAAAAAAAUGUAGUAGAUGGUUGGGAUGAUGAAUGGCCGGAUUUAUCUUUAGAUGUCAUAAAGAAUGAAACAAAUGAAACAAUUGAUCAUGAUAAAUCACUGAUUAAUAUAGAAAGUCAUAUGCCAACUGAAAAACGCUACGAAAUUUUGGUGAAAGAAAUUUCAAAAAUACAAAAUCUUGAUGAUUGUAUGGAAGUUAAAAAGUUAUUGCUUAAAACAUCAUAUAUGAAUGAUACUGAUCUUGAUAAUAAGAAUCUUACAAUUCAAUUAAUUAGUAAAAUGAUAGAAAUCAAUAAAGUGAACAAUGUGACUAAUGAUAGACUGCUACAAGAAAUUAAAAACUUUUUACAAGAAGGAUUAAUUUCAAAAGAAGUUUUCAUUGAGUACUUGAAUAAUAAAAAAAAAAUACUUACUCCGGAACAACUUAUAUAUUUGCAAUUAUGUUCAAAAGAGCCAUCAAUUCAACAAACAGCUAUAGAUUAUAUCAUGACAAAUUAUAAAACACUUUCAUUAAAUUCAGUAAUCUUUGAAGAAAUUUUUUUUUGCAAUCUGACAUCAUUUUUCAGUGUUAGUCAUGAGUUGUAUUACAAAAUUCUCGAAGAAGUUUUUACGAAUCGAACAUUGCCGGAAAUCGAAAGUAAUGUGAAAUUGUUAGUAGAAAAUUUAGUCAAACAGAAGAAUAUACCCCAUGCUAUUGCUUUGCAGAAUCAGCUUGAGGGUAUUCCACCAGCCCUCAGCACAUAUGAAAACUGUUUCCAACUUUUAUUGCGAAAAUAAAAGACUAAAGUAUAUUAAGAUAUAUGAUUAAACAAAUUUUGUAUAAAUACAUUGCUUUGGUAUCAGUUUUUUAUUAUUUUAAAUUGUGCUAAAAGUAUAUUAGUUCACCAAUAUUAGUUAUAAUAAAAUGUGUUGUUUUUCAUCUUGAAUCGACUUGUAAAUAAUAUAUAAAUAUUUAAAUUUUAUAAUGUUAUAAAGACCAAAGUAAACAUAAUUUACAAAUACAAUAUAAUCUUUUACUAUUUUGUCACAUUGCUGAAGAUGCUAA